AUGAUGAAUUCAACACCAUCAAAACCUGACAGCAUGUUUGAAGCAUCAUAUUCUUUCUAUUUUCUCAUGUUGAGCUCGACAAAAUAUUUUCGUUUAGUUUAUUCCUCAUUUUAUCACCCUUCUUCUCAAUUCCCUCUGUUCUUUUCUUACUCUGUCUUCUAUCUAUCUAUAUCAGCCUGUUCAUUAUCUAUCUAUCAAUCUAUCUAUCUAUCUAUCUAUCUAUCUCAGUCUGUUCAUAUCUAUCUAUCUAUCUAUCUAUCUAUAUCAGUCUGUUCAUAUCUAUCUAUCUAUCUAUCUAUCUAUCUAUCUAUCUGUAUGUCUGUCUGUCUGUCUAUAUAUAUCAGUCUGUUCGUUAUCUAUCUAUCUAUCUGUCUAUCUAUAUCAGUCUGUUCAUAUCUGUCUAUCUAUCUAUCUAUCUAUCUGUCUAUCUAUCUAUAUGAGUCUCUAGCUGUCUAUCUAUCUAUAUCAGUCAGUUCAUAUCUAUCUAUCUAUCUAUCUAUCUAUCUAUCUAUCUAUCUAUCUAUCUAUCUAUCUCAGUCUGUUCAUAUCUAUCUAUCUAUCUAUCUAUCUAUCUAUCUAUCUAUCUAUCUAUCUAUCUAUAUCCGUCUGUUCAUUAUCUAUCUACCUAUCUAUAUCUCUCUAAUACAUCACCGUCUUUCUCCACAAUAUCCCUCCGCCCACUUAUACCCAAAUCUGUUCAUUGUUCUCUUCUCAUUUACCAUUGCACAAUCACCAAGUUUUGCCGUCCUCACUACCUUGAUUAACAGUUUUGCUUGUUCCAAUCGAUUCACGAACUGGCCGACGCUUUUGUUUGGUCAACACUUUCACAUUAACACACUGAGUCCGUAUACAAUGUAUUUGCUUUGUCAAGCGAGGUACGGGAAGACAAUACAUGACUUCAAUCAAGUCACAUUUGCCAGAGAUUCUCUGAUGGGAAAAGACAGCUGUCCAUUCCUUCUUUCUCCUUUCUUUUCACAAGGAAAAACCUUUUCUAUAUUGUUUCACCAAAUUUCACAACUCCAUUCUUGUUAG
Messenger RNA from Acanthosepion pharaonis, 1032 nucleotides. Lineage: Eukaryota; Metazoa; Mollusca; Cephalopoda; Sepiida; Sepiidae. The record is from the annotation of a GenBank genome assembly.